Messenger RNA from Prorocentrum cordatum, 694 nucleotides. The record is from the annotation of a GenBank genome assembly. NCBI's taxonomy places the organism in Eukaryota, Dinophyceae, Prorocentrales, Prorocentraceae.
UGCACGUGGCCACCGCUACUCCCCCACAGGCGUGGCGCGGAGGCGCCCCGAGAGAGACGUGGACUGGGUCGUCGCGCACGUCGGCGAGGCGAUGUGGGCCGGCUCGCGGCCGGUCGCCAGGGGCGAGCUCGAGGAGACCGCGGGCCAGGCUGCCACCAGCAUCAUCCGGCUGGCAGGGAGACAUGGGUUCCGCUUCCCCGACGGGCUGCCUCCGUUCGGCCCCGGCAGUUCGAGCAAGACGUUGUUGCGCCUCGCCUGGCUGCUGCACAGCGCGCACGCCGCCCUGUGCGUCCUCUUCGGGGUGCCCACCCCGGACGAGCCGGCAAGGUGCAAGCACGGGACCGCGAUGCGGACGGUGCGGGGAGCCCUCGAGCAGGCGGCCAGGGUGCACGGCGCCAACAAGAUCGUCUCGCUCUCCCACUUCUCGUGCGACGUCGUGCCGGCCGGGCUGGGCGGCCCCGCACCGGGAGCAGUACUGCAAGUGCGCGCAGCCGGGCGUCACGAAGGUGUUCGCGAUGUCUGGCAGCUGCACCUGCCUGUGGUGGGCGCUCGGCGGCGAUGCGGAGGAGAUUGUUUAUUCAAUUCACGACGGCGGAUUAUACCACAUCGUUGGGCCCGCCCCUUCUCAAACCAACACUUUGGUCGAUUGGAGUUGGACCGGGACCCUCUGCUGGCUUUUUCAGUGCUGCAAUAG